Molecule: messenger RNA, 6595 nt
Organism: Platichthys flesus (European flounder)
Lineage: Eukaryota; Metazoa; Chordata; Actinopteri; Pleuronectiformes; Pleuronectidae
Gene: fam78ab
Product: family with sequence similarity 78 member Ab
Exons: 2
Coding region: 1278-2354 (358 amino acids)
Source: RefSeq, a predicted model, not a curated record
AUAAUUAUUUGUAUUUAAAAUGGAGUGUGUUGGAAUAUAAUACAAUCCUCUCUAUCUCCUGUAGUUAUUAAUCAAAUAUACACAUUUAUUAAAAUAUUUACAUUGAAGCCUAACUCACGUGCUCUGGGGCUGUUUUCUGACCAGCUUUGCCGCACCCAACAUAGAGCCCCUAACACUACAUCUCCCAGCAAUGCUUGCGGCCCAUGGCGGAAGUGUCGUGCCUGAGAUACUUAUAGAGCCGCUUCCCAGGCAGCUGAAAUAGACCAAUGCGUAGCGGGGGUGAACCUGCCGAGGCAGCGAUGGGACCAGCACGGAGACCUGACAGCCUGCGCCGGAAUUUAGGCUGAUCCGCAUCCCAUCGCGCCGGGAGGGUCGAACGGGUGUACGUGACUUCAUCCCGGCUGAUCGUCCCGGUCCCGUCCCGUCCCUCCGGAGGCGUCAUGUCUUUAUUCAUCCCCACAUUUACGCAUGGAUCCGGUGGCGCUGAAGUUGACGCGGCGGUGUCCUGUGGAUGUUGCGAUGCUCCGUCUCCAACUCGCCUAGGUGUGGGCGCUCUCGGAGGGGCUGCGUGCCUCCGUGUGCGGGACGGCGAAAUAGAUGAUAGUAAUAAUUGUGUGGCAGAAGGAGCGCGGCUGAAAAGCAGAUAAAGGAAUUAUAAACCUCUCUGUGGGACCGAGGGGCUGGGAGAGCCGCUGGAGACAGUCUGCUGCUGGAGACUUUCUGCUGAACUGUUUUAUAGGUAGACUUCUUUUUUUUAAGCAUGUUUUUUUUUUGGGGGGGGGGGGAUCACAGUCCAUUAACCUUUAAUCCGCACAUGCAUUUACGCAAAAGACGCCCUUAAAGUAUUACACGUUUCCCCCCCGUGAUGAACUGAGGCUAUUGCGGAUUAAAUGGACACUGUGCGAGCGUAACAUCUCAGCUGUCAUUCAUACAUGUCCAUUUUUUUUUCAAGUUCGAUCCCUCGCCAGAUGGAUAAACUGUAGAGCUUCAACCCUUAGAUUACAUAGUUCAGGAGCAGCCCUAUAAUGUAAUACAGAAUCCCACAAAGAGCAACGAGACGCCAAGAUGUAACAUUAGUAGGUUUUUGUUAAUUAUUUAGCGCGUAAUUAUCCAGAACUUUUUUUCCUUUUACGCACACCUCUCCAAUGCAUGGUCGGCAGAAGGUCACGUCUUUCUGCGACAGAGUAGGCAGCGUGUAGGAAUCCUUGACUUGUAUCAUGACAGCAUGAAGCAUCAGUGCACGGAUAAGGAAAGUUCUUGCAUCAUGCGCUUGUUUGAUGAAGUUGGUUUUACGCACCGGAAAGCAUGCGGUCCACAAAUAUGAAGACUCGCUGAGCCCGUCUUCUUCUUCCUCUUCUUCUUUUCUGUUCUGGAUCCCAAAUGCAUGGCUUUUUACGAGACAUUGCUAUAAAUCAUUUUUUUGUUCCGCCGAUAAUUUUUGGGGGGGUGAUGAGGAUCCAACUGAGGUGAUUUUCUUCUUGCUGUGUCCCAUGCGUCUUUCUCCUCCUCCUCCUCACCCUCCAGACCUCUGGACGUUGUUGUGGAUUGUCUUGCUGCGUAAUGCGAUGGGCUGCAUCCAGAGUAUCAGGUGUAAGCCCAAGAGUUUCCGAGACAGUGUCAUCGUCCUGGAGGUGAACACUUGCAUCGAUUCCAACCCCACCAGCAUCGACGAGUCCAACAGCGUGGUCCUGCGCUACCGAACGCCGCAUUUUCGCGCACACGCCCAGGUCCUGGUGCCGCCUGUGCCCUGUCAAGAGACGUGGACCAUCGGUUGGAUUCAAGCGUGCAACCACAUGGAGUUCUAUAAUACGUAUGGAAACAAAGGGAUGUCAAGUUGGGAGCUGCCGAACCUGCGUGACGGAAAGAUCCAGGCCAUUAGCGACUCGGAUGGAGUCAACUACCCAUGGUACGGCAACACCACAGAGACCUGCACCGUUGUGGGCCCCACCAAGAGGGACAGCAAGUUCAGCGUUAGCAUGAACGACAAUUUCUACCCCAGCGUGACCUGGAGCGUGCCAGUCAGUGACAGCAAUGUGCCUCAGCUCAGCAGCAUCCACCGUGACCAGAGCUUCACCACGUGGCUGGUGGCCAUCAACCAGGCCACCGCAGAGACGGUCGUCCUGCAGACAAUCCGCUGGAGGAUGCGGCUCUACAUCAAAGUGGACCCGGACAAGCCUCUGGGUCAGCGGGCUGUCCUGAGCGAGCCCGUGAUCCAAGAGCAGCCCCAGAUCCUCGGCAAGAACGAGCCCAUCCUCGCCAACGCCAUGGUCAAGCCUAACGCCAACGACGCCCAGGUACUGAUGUGGCGGCCAAAGAAUGGUGACUCCGUGGUGGUCAUCCCACCCAAAUACUGACCUGUUUCACUGACCAGGCUGGCCUUGGAUACUUCAACCGUAUCAUCCCUCUCGAUUUGUUCUCUUUUGUUUUGUUCCUGCUCUUCACCAGCUCUCGCCGCUGUCGCCCUUCGUUGACAUUAAUGUCCGUCUAUUUUUCGCCUCUUUACUCUUUUCUCUCUUCUGUUUUUAAAACGACGGACGGAGAGAGAACCAGGCAGAGGGAAAGGCUCUGAGAAAAAGACCAGCUGACGCUACAAGGGCAGGGGGAUGUACUUUUUAAAACUGGAGUGAACAAACUGCAACCAUUCUACCUUCAAACUGGGUCGGGUCUCACUGUGCUAAAUGAAGUCACUGACGAAAUGAAAAACAAGAGUAUUUCUUGGUUUUUUUAUUUUGAACAUUUUUAUAUUGUGGCUGUUUGGGCCGAGCAAUGCAAGGUUUGUGAGUGUGGGUCGAGUUAGAGUAUUUACAUGACCAUGUUUUCGCACAUGCUCCAUACUUGGAUAUGCACAAAUGUUGUGUUAAAAAUACCAGUUGUGUUUCUAUUUAUGGUUGGGAGAGAGUGCAUUUUGUUUUUGUCUGUUGCUGCCGUUGUGUGUUUCACAUGGGAAAAUGCAUUGGUUAACUGUAGAUUUUAGUAGUUUUUCAAAAACAAACAAACAUGCAAGACAUUCAAUCCAUGCUGCCUUAAGUUUACAUCGCUUUCCACUGCAAACUUUUUCGCCUUAAACUAAGUGCAAUGCAGUAAUUUGCUCAUUUGUCCCAUCUCUUCCAGACUGCUGGUGCUGGCCUUUGUGGGUUUAGGACAGGAGAUAAAUCGCGUCUGACAUUUGGGAUUUUGUUGCAUUUACCUGAUAAAUGUAUUGUCGGACAAGUACAACCAGCAAUAUGUGUAGAAGCAGUUAUAGAGUUGUGUGUUUUGAGUGCAUUACACAGCAAAAGAGAUACUAUGUGCAGAAAAACACCUGUGAAGCAAAACCCUGGUCAAUGGCACUGAGUACAUUAAACUAUGCGUGCAAUAACAAAUUGAGCAAAAAGGUUCUUAAAAGCACUCCUCAAUUAACCUCAUUCACUUUAUUCUCUUCCGUGGGAGCUGUUGCUUUCAACAUCCUUUCUCUUCAUCCCUCCAUCUCAGGGCCCCUUUUCACAUCCUCCCCUUUGUUUUUCAUCCACCCUGUGGAUUGUUUGUCAAAACUUUAAAUUAAAAAGACAUGGGAAAUAACUUUUAAUCCCAGCAGUCCGCUUUUCCCCUCACGAUCAUCCACAUUAUAUUUAUUAUUGUUGGCAGCCUUUAAAUCUUUAAAACUGCGUCUCACGUAAAUGGUCUAUUAUUUGGCACUUCUCCUCAUCUGUAAUGUUAAUCUACAACGAUCUACAAUCUAUUCCUCCUCUCACUUCUCGUCUCCCAUGUCUUUUCUUCCCCUCUUUCCUUCUCUCACUCUUUAUCUGUUGUGGAGGCUGAAAAGCAGAACAGGAGCCGGGUGAGUUUGAUCCCGGCUGCUCGUUCGGCAUAUAGAUGACCCACUUCUCUGCCCUGCCAGUUGUAGUUCUCGCAGCGGAAACGUGGGGCCUGUCUCCCUUUAUUUUACAGCCAGUGCACACACACUUACACACAAAUGCACACACGCACACUAAACAAACAGCUCUGGUCUGCAAAAUACCAACAUUUAACAAAACAUUAAAUGUUCAUCCUUGGGCAUGGCUUCAGAUACAAAACAUAAACAUCUAUUAAUGAAAACCUUUGUUAGAGGUUUUCAUGUUAAAAGCCAGUUUUAAAGGCUCUAAGUUACUAUGAACAUUUAUGCAAAGUUUCCUUUGUUUUGGCUCCAGUAUAAAAAAAAAAGCAUCAAAGAUUUGUAAGCUGCUGCUUCACUGUAUUAGCAUCUCCUUUCUGCGGAGUGAACAAAGCCUUCAAACUCGGUUCAGAAAACCUUUCUUUGAGUGUGACUUCACUGUGUAGUACCUUGGUUUUGCUUAUAUCUCCACCAGGACUUUAAAAUCAUACAUAGAGUAAUACUACUUUAAGUGUGCAUUUGUGCAAAGACAACAAAAAUUGCAACAACCAUUGGAACAUGUCUGACUUCCAGUAUAACUCUAAUGGUAGCUCGGUAGAAUGACAAACUCUAACCCGAACCCGGGCUAAAGGCUCCACAGACUUCCAUUCAGACUAAUGACGUAUACAAGUCAAAUAACAUCCAGCUGAACCAGAGCUCAAAGAUCAAAUCCAUCCAUGCACUCGCUCUCUCUGUGGACAUUAUAAUUACAUUGUAAGCCCACACAUGGCUUCAUCAGGCACUGCUCCUGCAGCCCGGCUCAUGUGCUAACCGUGAUGCCCUGCGCACCGGGGCAGAGUCACGUGGGAACAACAGUGUUGAAUGGAGCCGGAGAGAAGAGGUAUGAGGCUGGUGAGGGACUACUGUCAUAAUUAGAUCUGCAGUGACACACUUACACGCCCUACAUGGACUGAACCGGGCCGAGUGGCGCUGUGAAAGGCUAGCUGGAGUCAUGGGUGAGAUGUAAGCGAGGUCAAAGAGCAGAGGUCAGGGGUCAACGCAUCUGAGGCUGCCACUGUCCUAAACUGGGCCGCAGGCAGUCGAGAGGUUGCGGCGGAGUGAAUAUGUUUCUGACAACACAUUGUGUCCGCUUAGAAAACAACAACUGUGUCCUGAACUGCCACGUAAUGUCUUCAUCCGACCUAUGGACACCACAGAGGGUGUAUCUAAGUGUAAUAUAAUUAAACCUUGACACGCGUUCCCAACGUGUGUGUGUGUUUUCAUGCGAGUUGUGUGUUAAAUCCCAUUGGAGGGGAUUUAGAAGGGAUGAGUUUCACUUAUGUACUUCUACUGUUGUUGGGUCAUGACACACACACACACACACACACACACACACACACACACACACACACACACACACACACACACACACACACACACACACACACACACACACACACACACACACACACACACACACACACACACACACACACACACACACACACACACACACACACACACACACACACACACACACAGAGGACAGGGUACGUCCUUGUCAUAAAACAGGGAUCGAGAGCUUGGACGCAAACACACACAGAAACCCCCCCGAGGGGAAAGGAGCAGGCCUGGUGCGGUAUCUGAUUGUCACAGCAGUGUCACAUUGGCAGAGUGUACUCAAUUAUCAGCCCCGCACGUGGACGGUCUGAGCACAUGCAUAUGCUUCAAAGCCAUAUGCACAAACACACCUGUAUGCUAACAAACAGGGAGUGAUGUAUGUGGUUCUCCAGAGGAUUAACUACAGUAACGACGUUUUUUAUAUAAAGAAGAAGGGGAGGAACCGAGGUCACAGAGUGGGGGUGCCAGUCAACGAUCAGCAGCGUCUGAUGUUGAUGGAAAAGGCCAGAAUCGCCUCCUGUGCGCGUCAGUUAACUUUGCGUUAAUGAUUUUAAAUUCAGAGAGAUGUCACAAAUGCAAUACGCUUCCGGAAAUCAGCCACAGAAAGAUAAUGCUGCACUUUAUUGGUUUUCCAGUAUGGAGCACACAAAGUGCCAAAACUGGACAGCUCCAAAACUGUGCAGUGUAAUAUUGUAUCAUUUGAAGUUGUGAAUUAAAAAAAAGCUCUUGGCACUUCAUGAUGGGCCUAAUUUAAUCAUUAAAUGCUUUCAGUAUAUUUGUAUUUCCUGACAAGUAUCACAAAUGCAAAAUGUAGCCAUUAGGGACAUUAUUGGUGGUAGCGUUUUCUGCUUGUACGGCUGUGCCAAGCGAUCAGACGCCUCCUCUCCUAAACCCACACCUUUACAGUUCUUCUGCUGUUCUUCUUCUUCUGCUCUUUAUUUAUUGGUUGACCCCUCGUGAGACAGUAACCUUUAUUUAAACCAAUAAAUAAUCCCUAGUUCACACUCAGGACCACCUGCCUUCAUGUCCUGAUAUUUAUUAUUGGUUCAAUACCAUUAAGGGGGAAAAAAUGGAUGUUCCACAGGUCAGUUCAUCUCACUAUUCUCCUUAUUUAGGAAAAUAAACAAUAUAAUUCAGUGUCUGAAAUACAACCUGACAUGGAUACUUCGAGCAAUUAUGUUUGUUUUUUCAUUUUGUUUGGUUUGCUUUCUGGAAAUAACGGCACUGAAAUAGUUCAAGCAGUGUGUUUGUUUGCUCAGCUUUGACUUUUAACACCAAUACUUGAAAAUGGGUCAGUUCUGGCAAUUAUUUAAAACUGUGAAAAUGCACAACAUUGGGGGAAAAAAAAAAAAUGUUACUUUUUUC